Messenger RNA from Aegilops tauschii subsp. strangulata, 2083 nucleotides. RefSeq names its product non-specific phospholipase C1. Gene Ontology annotation, molecular function: hydrolase activity, acting on ester bonds. The record is from RefSeq and is a predicted model, not a curated record. Lineage: Eukaryota; Viridiplantae; Streptophyta; Magnoliopsida; Poales; Poaceae. Gene Ontology annotation, biological process: phospholipid catabolic process.
CGAAAGCGAAGCCCAGUUGAGAUUAAAGGGGGAAAAUAAACCCAAACCACUCGCCGAACAGUACACCAACCCCCACCCCCCAUCCCCGCCGCCCCUGACCGGCGCCAUGGCCGCCGCCGGAGAGCGGCGCCUCCUCGUCGGCCUCCUCCUCCUGGCCCUGAUGGUCUCGGCGCACUGCCUGGACGGCGCGGGCCACCACGGCCCGCGCGUGAAGCGGCGCCGCAAGAAGCGCGAGAUCCACUCCCCCGUCAAGACGGUGGUGGUGGUGGUCAUGGAGAACCGCAGCUUCGACCACGUCCUCGGCUGGCUCCGCGCCUCCCGCCCCGACAUCGACGGGCUCACCGGCACGGAGUCCAACCGCCUCAACGCGUCCGACCCCUCCUCCCCGGAGAUCUUCGUCACCGACAAGGCCGGCUACGUCGACUCGGACCCCGGCCACGGCUUCGAGGACAUCCGCGAGCAGAUCUUCGGCUCCGCCGACACCUCCGCCGUGCCGCCCCCCAUGUCGGGCUUCGCGCAGAACGCGCGCGGGAUGGGCCUCGGCAUGGCGCAGAACGUCAUGAGCGGAUUCGCGCCCGACUCCGUCCCCGUCUACGCCGCCCUCGCCGACGAGUUCGCCGUCUUCGACCGCUGGUUCGCGUCGGUGCCCACCUCCACCCAGCCCAACCGGCUCUUCGUCCACUCGGCCACCUCCCACGGCCUCACCUUCAACGCGCGCAAGGACCUCAUCAACGGCUUCCCGCAGAAGACCAUCUUCGACAGCCUCGAGGAGGACGGCCUCUCCUUCGGCAUCUACUACCAGAACAUCCCCGCCACGCUCUUCUACCAGAGCCUGCGCCGCCUCAAGCACCUCCUCAAGUUCCACCAGUACAGCCUCAGGUUCAAGCUCGACGCCGCCAGGGGCAAGCUGCCCAAUUACGUCGUCAUCGAGCAGCGCUACUUCGAUUGCAAGGAAUUCCCCGCCAACGACGACCACCCGUCGCACGACGUUGCCAGGGGACAGAGGUUUGUCAAGGAGGUCUACGAGACGCUGCGGGCGAGCCCGCAGUGGAACGAGACGGCUCUCAUCAUCACCUAUGAUGAGCAUGGUGGCUUCUAUGACCAUGUCCCCACGCCCGUCGUCAAAGUGCCUCAGCCUGAUGGGAUUAUUGGCCCUGACCCUUACUACUUCAAGUUUGAUCGGCUCGGGGUGCGCGUGCCCAGCUUCCUCAUCUCACCCUGGGUUGAGAAGGGCACCGUGAUCCAUGAACCAAAUGGUCCUGAGGGAACCUCACAAUAUGAGCAUUCAUCCAUCCCUGCGACAGUAAAGAAGCUAUUUAAUUUACGUGCUAACUACCUGACAAAGAGGGAUUCAUGGGCUGGGACCUUUGAGAGCUACCUCAAAGUCCGAAAGACACCAAGAACUGAUUGUCCAGAGAAACUCCCAGAGGUUACAAAGUCCCUGCGACCAUUUGGUGCUAAUGAAGAUAAAUCUCUAUCGGAGUUUCAAGUGGAGUUGAUUCAACUUGCCUCUCAGCUCAAUGGUGACCACGUGCUCAACAGCUAUCCGGAUAUUGGCAAGACGAUGAGUGUAGGCGAAGCAAACCGCUACGCAGAGGAUGCUGUCUCCAGAUUCCUGGAGGCUGGAAGGAUCGCUCUUAGGGCUGGUGCAAACGAAUCUGCUCUGGUGACAAUGAGGCCCGCGCUCACCAGCAGAGCCGCAAUGUCCACCGGCUUGUCAUCUGAACUCUGAUGGACUGUUACUGGAUACUGCCAACAGAUUCUGCAUCACGAUUACCGGCGCUACAUGGGCUGCAAGAGUACGGUAGCAUUUAUGUAAUGGGUAUUAGAUCUUGCACAUGGAUUUUUUGUACAUAUACGCCAUGAUACUUCGUAUCUGAAGCUUACUUCAGCGGGCCCUCGUGGUUUACGCUCAGGAGUAUCACCCAACGACGCACCAGAUGCAUGCCAAAUUCCCCUUCCGGAUAAGCUGUAGCUGGUGUUGUACCUAUUCAGCUCUCUACUGUACCUGCUUGUAUAGCAGUUGAACUGCAUCGUAAGGAGUAUUGUACUAUGAAUGAUUGUUGGAUUUGGCCACCUGUAA